Molecule: messenger RNA, 1386 nt
Organism: Dujonia railenensis
Lineage: Eukaryota; Fungi; Ascomycota; Pichiomycetes; Serinales; Debaryomycetaceae
Source: the annotation of a GenBank genome assembly
AUGACUGGGCCCAUCAUUACUCGUCCUUUGUCCAACAUGGAAAACUUCAUGCGCUCAAGAACUGCGACUGGGUUCUAUAGAACUUUCCAAUUGACCGCCACCUAUUCUAAAGCGAUAAGCAAAGAAUUGCUUUUUAAAGCAUUGAGAAAAUCUUUGAUCGACUAUGUGAUGUUGACUUGCAACGUAUUCAAGGCUGAAAAUCAUUGCUACUAUCACCCAAUUCCUAGAAUUUCCUUUGAUGAUAUAGUUUCAUUUGAAUUGGAUCAAGCCUUGGACGAAACAUUCUUGAAAAAAAUUAACGAAGAAAUUAGGUUCCAAUUGUAUGCCAACCAGCCUCUUUUCAAAGUUAUUUUGUUGGAGAAGAACCAGGUGUGUGCUGUCUUUGAGCACACUAUCAACGAUGGAGUUGCUGGGGCUUUUUUCCAUGAAAUCUUGAUCGAAAAUUUGGCAUUUAUCGAAAACGACGCUGAUCAAGUCUUUGAGCAAGAAUAUGGAGCUUCGGAUUUCUUGUUUGAUCUUGAUGAAGAUAAACUGAAAAUUAAGUAUUCUCUCCCACCUCCUGUAGAUCCAUUCAUGGAACCAUAUGAGGUUGACUUCUCUGAUAAUGAUCCCAACCAUUAUAGUAAAAUUACACCCAAGGGACUCACUAAAUGGGAUGGUAGAUUUCCUAUGAAAAGGGAGUUUGUUUCAAGUUUCAAGAUGAUCAACUUCACGCCAGAAGAAGUUGGUAAAAUCUUAAAGAAAUGUAAAGAAAAUGGAGUCACAUUGACUUCUUAUAUUGAGGUGGUUCAUGCUCUUACUGUGCAACCAAUCAUUGGAGAUAACAACUAUUCAGUCAACAAGAUUGCCUUAAACUUGAGGAAAUGGUUGAAGAGUCCAAUGGAUGCGAACGGUCAAUAUAAGGAAAUGUUACUGGGAUUUCCUGAACACAAGAUUUUGGGAACUUGGGCACACUUAGGAUUGGCAGAGAACCUCCCUCCUCUUUACAAAUUCGACUGGGACUUGGUGAAGUUUGUCAAUGAGAACCUUAAAAAGACAGUUACUAAUACUAAAGUAAUGAGCUGCUCGAAGGUAUUCUUCGAUAGCGCCAGUAAAACUGAUGACAAUGCUGAUUUCUUCAGCUCCCAUAUUGGCAAGCCCAGACCUGAUAUGGUAAAGAUUUCGAAUUUAGGCUUUGUUAAAAUCAAGACUGGAGAUUGGGAGAUUCUUGAUAUUUGGUUCAGUCAAGAUGUGGCAGUUAUUGCUGCAGACUUCAUGCUUAGUGUAGUUUCUUCACCAAAAGGGGGAUUGAACUUCAUGUGGAGUUAUAUUGAGGCUGAGGACUUUGAUUUAACGGGAUUUGAUGAAAAGUUUAGACAGAACAUGAUAAACUGUGCUAAUUUAUAA